ACAGUCAACGUCGGACUCAACGGUGAUCGUCACAUGAAAAGCUGUAAUUUUGAAAAUUAAACUCAAGUGAAUUUAGUGGAGAAAAAACUUGUGGGUUUGUCAAGCGACCGCUUCUGCAAUUAAAAUAGGAAUUGAGCAUUAGUUCGACGUGGAGUGUGUUAAUUAAUGGUGCUAAAACAUUCUCACUGUGAUCAAUUUUAAUCAGCAUUCCUCAUUGGACACUUUAGCAACUUUUACAUCUUUUAAUAUUUUAGAUAUUGUGAAUUUUGCCGCCAAUAAGAAACAAGUUUAAAGUGCAUUAAAAGUGCUCAAUAAAUCUAUAUUUUCAUUUAUGAUUCUGUGAAAAAGGCGGAAAAAUGGAGGCGGAACAGGAAAAGCGCGCAAAAACGCCAGAAUGGAGAGAGUUGGGCUUUCUGGAUAAGAUCCAGUACAUCUGGAGCAAUAUGACUGUGGAGCCUCUUCUGGCUCUCUACAUAAUGCCUAGUGUCCUUUCUGGUCUGGCAACGCAGAAUCUCAAUCUCGAGAAGGCGUGCCGGGUGAACCUUGACUACGGAGAUGUGAUCUGUGAUGCACUGUCGCGAAGAGAUACCGCCAAUUUUACUCAGGAGGAACAAAUGGUACAACAGAUCGUUGCGAAGAUGGCCGGAUGGAAGACGAUCCUGCAAAGUGCUCUGCCCUGUCUCUUGAUUCUCUUCUGGGGUUCCUGGAGUGAUCGACAUGGUCGCCGGAAACCCUGCAUGAUGAUCCCAAUUGUGGGAGAGCUGAUCUCUGCCCUGGGUCUCAUCCUCUGUACCUACUUCGAGUGGCUACCCAUGGAAGCCAGUGCUGUGACAGAAUCCCUGUUUCCUGGUCUCACUGGGGGCUGGUUUACGCAGAUGAUGGGAGUGUUCAGCUACAUUGCAGACAUAACGGAUGAGGAAAACAGGACACUUAGGGUUGGCAUUGUACAUCUCUGCGUGAGUCUUGGAUUUCCCCUGGGAAUGGCUCUCAGUGGAGUUUUACUUAAGUUAAUAGGAUUUUACGGAAUAUUCUCAAUAUCGGCUACAAUGUACUCAAUUGCCCUAUUCUACGGCUUCUUCUGCGUGAAAGAGCCCAGGAGGGACGUAGUGAAGGUGCCGAAGGACUCUGAGAAGAAUGCCCUGCUGGAUUUCUUCGACAAGGAAAACGUCGUAGAGACAUUCACAGUAGCUUUCAGCGGUCGCAACAGAGUCCGCGUUCUUAUGCUGAUAGUAGUUGUUAUGGUCGUCAUUGGGCCAAUGCACGGUGAAUUCUCAGUAUUCUAUCUAUUUACAAGAUACCGCUUCAAUUGGAGUGAGGUUGAAUUCAGUUUCUUCUCCACCUACGGCAUGAUAACACACUUUAUCGGCACAUCGUUCAGUGUGGGAGUCUUCUCGCGCCUCCUCAAGCUCGAUGAUGCCCUAAUUGGUGUGAUCUCUUGCAUGUCAAAGAUCCUCUCAUCCUUCGUCUACGCCUUUGCCGUAACAGAGUGGCAAUUGUACCUGGGACCUAUUGUUGAGUUCCUCAAUGGCACCAGCUUCAUUGCCAUGAGAUCCAUUGCUUCGAAGCUCGUGAAUAGUGAUCAACUGGGAAAACUAAAUUCACUCAUUGGAGUAGCUGAAGCACUUAUGCCAUUAGUUUAUGCACCAAUGUACACUAAUGUGUAUGCAGCAACCAUGAAGACUUUCCCAGGAGCUUUCUUCCUCUUGGGUGGAGCUCUAACAUUUCCUGCCGUUAUAAUCUUUUGUUCUAUGUACCGAAUGCACAAAAAUGACAAAAUUCAGAGUACGGACAAUGAGAAGCCAGACAAUGUACCUACUUCCGCUGGAGAGACUGGCAAUGAAAAGAAGUACCUCACAUUCGAUAAUCAGGGAUAUGUGAAAGAGAAACCCAUUGAUAUUGUUCGAGUGGACCAUUUGGAGCAAUCCAGGCUGUGAUAUUUAAUAUCUUUUCAUUUUUUUUUAUGUAUCAAAUUCUCGUUUUUCUGCGAUUCUAAAGGUUCCCUUUGGGAAUAAAAAGAGUUCGCAUGUAUUGAAAGAAUCUCUCUUAAUAAAAAGGCAAUUUUCAAAGUUAA
Messenger RNA from Phlebotomus papatasi, 2071 nucleotides. RefSeq names its product proton-coupled folate transporter. Gene Ontology annotation, cellular component: membrane. Gene Ontology annotation, molecular function: transmembrane transporter activity. Gene Ontology annotation, biological process: transmembrane transport. Lineage: Eukaryota; Metazoa; Arthropoda; Insecta; Diptera; Psychodidae. The record is from RefSeq and is a predicted model, not a curated record. Bases 357 to 1934 code for a protein of 525 amino acids. The transcript has 8 exons.